Messenger RNA from Aspergillus saccharolyticus JOP 1030-1, 2800 nucleotides. Its product is annotated as pentatricopeptide repeat protein. Lineage: Eukaryota; Fungi; Ascomycota; Eurotiomycetes; Eurotiales; Aspergillaceae. Gene Ontology annotation, molecular function: protein binding. The coding region runs from base 91 to 2589 and encodes 832 amino acids. The transcript has a single exon. The record is from RefSeq and is a predicted model, not a curated record.
CUCCCAGUCACUCCUCUUACGCCGCCUGAUUCUCAGAGGAUUCUCUUUGUCUUGCUCAGCUAUUCCAUGCAAACGUGUCAUCAGAGCUGAAUGUCAUUCAGUGCGCACCGCUUCUUGCGCCCCCGCUCUGGUGCCGGGUUGCCUUCUGUUGCCCUGCACUCCAGACUCCGCCCCGGAUAUUGGUGUCGCCCGAGAGGAAUAUUUCAACAAGCAAGAUGGCACCUUCAUGAUGCAAGACGAACAAAUGCGCAGCCACCCACUGAGCCGGAAUUGUUAUUCUGCGAAUCGGAACCCCUCACCAGCUCUAGUAUUCUUGCGAACCACAGUCUGAAUCGAUCUCAAAGAACGCAGUUAUCGCCCUCCUCCUCCGCUCGUUCGGCUUUUCAAGAAGACGAAAAUGACUUGAAUGACGAAAGUGAUUUCCUCGACGAAAGUGAACUCAUAGACGAAACGCCGCUCAAGCCACCGAAGCCACUCAAGCUAAUUGACCCUUGCGACCCCAAUCGCAGCUAUCGGUCCCUGCGCGUCGGCAACUAUGUGGAGGGCAACAGGCAGCUUCGCCAUAACGCACUUGUGGUGAAUAAUGGCACCGUUAGCUACCGGGAGAGAAUUGUGGACGAAGAGGCGUACCUUGCGGACCAAGAAAUACGAAGCUCCUCCUGGUUCAUCGGUCGACGUCGACUUCGGAUGUGGAAAAGUGCCCGCAAUGAGCUGUUCAAAGCCAAAUACUACAAGCGGCCAGUCUCUCAGGAAGAUCUUGUGCAAGAAUUUGAAUUGAGGGAAGCAGACAACGAGCUGCUGACGCUGCUCCAAUCGCCCAACCUUGACGGCUUCCGCGAGUCUUGGAAUCAACUGGACGUGGCCACAAAAAGUGAGCAUUGGAUGAGGCUGUCACUCUGGCUCAUAGCGAAUGAGCCGACGCGUGCUCUCAAAUUCCUCUACAUCACCUGCCAAGAUAAGCAGAGGCCGCUGCUCGUAAUGAUUUCUGAAUGCCUGCUGUUCUUGCGAAACUAUCCGAAAUUGUUCGACUCCUGGAGAUGGGAAUCGGUGACCUUUCCCGACCUUGUGGCCACUUGCCUGGAUCCACACUAUUGGCCUAUCGUCUACACGCCACAAAAAGGCAUCCGCUUCUUCAUUGGUGCGGCGAAUGACGAUGAUGUUCUUCGAGCUUGGAAGCUUGUAUACGAGCGGCAAGUUCAUACGUCCGCUGAAACGUACCUUGCUUGGGCGUCCCGCUUCACGCGAAUGAGAAAUAUUGAUUUGGCCCUCGAGGCAUUGGAGCAUGUACGCCAGAUUGGGCAGGUUGGCCUCGAAAUCACCUCUGAGCCUGUCAAACGCCAUGGCUGCUUGCUGCUGCUGCUUGACUCGGUCAAGGAUGGCCCCGAAGGGCGCAAUUUCCGCAUUCUUCCCAGGCUGCUCGAGAUGGGCAUGCGUCCUGACUUGGAGAUGAUGGAUCUCAUCCUGGCCAACUGUUACAAAACCGGAGAUCCAGAACUCGGCCGAGAUAUGUUGAAUCAUAUGCAGAGUCAAGGCUAUCCGUUGACUACGUAUACCUACGUCACGCUUCUAUCAGAUGCCACGCGGCGACUGGAUCGAAGUGAGAUCAACCGCUUGAAGCACGAAAUUGAAAUGCAAGGAGAGGACAUCCGCACCAACCGAUUUGUCAAGUCGAAACUGUUCCACGCCUAUUUCUGUCUCAACGUGAAGGACCAGACAGGUCGGCCCGAGGAAAUGGAUAAUAAACAUGCAUUCCGCAGUCUGUUCAGAUUGUAUAACGAAAUGUACGACAUAUCACCUUUGAAGAAGCUUGGGAUUGUUCCGCAAUCCUAUCGACAGCAGGUUACAGGAAGAAGCCCUCUGAGAACGGAGCCCGAUGCCGUACCCCUCUUCCUCAUGAUCGCAUCGUAUCUUCGAUGCCACAGCGAUAUUUCUGUCACUGCACGGGUCUAUGAUCGCUUUGUUGAACUCUUAGAAAAUGAGGAUCCGGUCAUUUCUCCGUUGGGUAGGACAGACCAUACCUGGCACGAGUUCAUGUUCGCAUGGCGCAACGAUGUGCGAGGACUGCGCCCUUCAGUCCGCCUUGUGGGGACCAUGGAGCGCUUUAACACUGAAGAUCAAGGCGUGAGCCCGGAUCAGCCAAACUUCCGGCCCAAACCGACGGUCUACAUCUGGACCGCUUUGGUCUCCGCGUUCCUCUGGAAUAAAGAACCGAACGCGGCAGAGAAAGUGCUGGAAUUGAUGGACAAGUACAAGGUCAAAUAUAACAAGGUGCUCUGGACCAGCUUGAUCUACGGCUACGCGCAGAACAAGGACAUUCUCAAGGUUGCUCAGACAAUCAGAGCGAUGGAAAGUGCUGGCCAUGAAAUGGAUGCGUUCACCAUCAGGGCGCUCCGCCACAUCCAGGAUCCAGAGCGACUGUGGCAGGCCGUGGAUGAGCUAGACAAGCAAGCCAACGAGCAAGUCCACAGCGAAACAUAUAGCUCGCUCACGGACAAACUGCGUCUCGACGAUCUCCAGGGCGACGGAGAUUGGCUGCUCGACCAGGGCCUUCAACGCAUGAAGGCCAAAGCCCAAGCACGGGCGGACUAAGAUACCCUUUUUCUUCUCAGCUUAGAUAUUCGGAUUAUUUCUUUCAGCGUACUCGGGUGCAUUUGGGUGGGAGGAGCUUGCCGGUUUGUUAUAUAGCGCGUUUGGAGGCUUCCAGCAAGGCACAGGAUCUGUUUUGUGGAGUAAAAGUCGCAUGUUCUCGAUGCCAUGUACAUAAACCUCACUAAUUCUGAUAGAUCAGGAAGGAACAAAA